GCGGCGGAAGCAGGAGCGGCCGGCGGUGGGGGGAGGGGAGCCGGCGGGUGCGCGCGCAGCGGGGGCGCGGGCAGCGUGGGGGGGCGGCCGAGGCGGGCGGGCGCGCGCGCGAGGCUUACCCUCGCUCGGCGGCGGUCUCUUUGUUUCGUGAGGAGAGGCGAGACGCCUACUCUGCCCCCGGCCCCGCGCGGAGGGGCGGGGGCGGCGCUGGGAAGGCGACGGCGCCGGCAGCUCCCGCAGGAGACCACUGUCUGCAGCUUCCGUGAAGAUGUCCACUCCAGACCCACCCCUGGGCGGAACUCCUCGGCCGGGCCCUUCCCCAGGCCCCGGCCCCUCCCCUGGAGCCAUGUUGGGCCCCAGCCCUGGUCCCUCACCAGGUUCUGCCCACAGCAUGAUGGGGCCCAGCCCAGGGCCUCCCUCAGCAGGACACCCCAUCCCGACCCAGGGGCCUGGAGGGUACCCUCAGGACAACAUGCACCAGAUGCACAAGCCGAUGGAGUCCAUGCACGAGAAGGGCAUGUCGGAUGACCCCCGCUACAACCAGAUGAAGGGGAUGGGCUUGCGGCCGGGGGGCCACGCCGGGAUGGGGCCCCCGCCGAGCCCCAUGGACCAGCACUCCCAAGGUUACCCCUCGCCGCUGGGUGGCUCCGAGCAUGCCUCCAGUCCGGUUCCAGCCAGCGGCCCGUCCUCGGGCCCACAGAUGUCAUCUGGGCCCGGAGGGGCCCCGCUGGAUGGUGCUGACCCACAGGCUUUGGGGCAGCAGACCCGGGGCCCGACCCCGUUUAACCAGAACCAGCUGCACCAGCUCCGAGCUCAGAUCAUGGCGUAUAAGAUGCUGGCCAGGGGACAGCCCCUCCCUGAUCACCUGCAGAUGGCCGUGCAGGGCAAGCGGCCCAUGCCCGGGAUGCAGCAGCAGAUGCCAACACUACCUCCACCCUCUGUGUCCGCCACGGGACCCGGCCCUGGCCCUGGCCCCGGCCCCGGGCCUGGUCCUGGCCCAGCACCUCCAAAUUACAGCAGGCCUCACGGCAUGGGAGGGCCCAACAUGCCCCCCCCCGGACCCUCAGGUGUGCCCCCGGGGAUGCCGGGCCAGCCCCCCGGAGGCCCUCCAAAGCCCUGGCCUGAAGGGCCCAUGGCGAACGCUGCUGCCCCUACGAGCACACCUCAGAAGCUGAUCCCCCCCCAGCCGACGGGCCGCCCCUCGCCCGCGCCCCCCGCCGUCCCGCCUGCCGCCUCCCCUGUGAUGCCACCCCAGACGCAGUCACCGGGGCAGCCGGCCCAGCCCGCCCCCAUGGUGCCGCUGCACCAGAAGCAGAGCCGCAUCACGCCCAUCCAGAAGCCGCGGGGCCUGGACCCCGUGGAGAUCCUGCAGGAGCGGGAGUACAGGCUGCAGGCUCGCAUCGCACACCGCAUUCAGGAACUUGAAAACCUUCCCGGCUCCCUGGCCGGGGAUCUGCGAACCAAAGCGACCAUUGAGCUCAAGGCCCUCAGGCUGCUGAACUUCCAGAGGCAGCUGCGGCAGGAGGUGGUGGUGUGCAUGAGGAGGGACACGGCCCUCGAGACGGCCCUCAACGCCAAGGCCUACAAGCGCAGCAAGCGCCAGUCCCUGCGCGAGGCCCGCAUCACCGAGAAGCUGGAGAAGCAGCAGAAGAUCGAGCAGGAGCGCAAGCGCCGGCAGAAGCACCAGGAGUACCUCAACAGCAUUCUUCAGCACGCCAAGGACUUCAAAGAGUAUCAUCGAUCCGUCACUGGCAAAAUCCAGAAACUUACGAAGGCCGUGGCCACCUACCACGCCAACACGGAGCGGGAGCAGAAGAAGGAGAACGAAAGGAUCGAGAAGGAGAGGAUGCGGAGGCUCAUGGCGGAGGACGAGGAGGGAUACCGCAAGCUCAUCGACCAGAAGAAGGACAAGCGCCUGGCCUACCUCCUGCAGCAGACAGAUGAGUACGUGGCCAACCUCACGGAGCUCGUGCGGCAGCACAAGGCCGCGCAGGUGGCCAAGGAGAAGAAGAAGAAGAAGAGGAAGAAGAAGGCGGAGAACGCAGAAGGACAGACACCGGCCAUCGGCCCCGACGGCGAGCCGCUGGACGAGACCAGCCAGAUGAGCGACCUGCCCGUGAAAGUGAUCCACGUGGAGAGCGGGAAGAUCCUGACGGGCACCGACGCCCCCAAAGCCGGGCAGCUGGAGGCCUGGCUCGAGAUGAACCCGGGGUAUGAGGUGGCCCCGAGAUCUGACAGUGAGGAAAGCGGCUCUGACGAAGAGGAGGAGGAGGAGGAGGAGGAGCAGCCGCAGCCGGCCCAGCCUCCCACGCUGCCUGUGGAGGAGAAGAAGAAGAUUCCAGAUCCAGACAGCGAUGACGUCUCUGAGGUGGACGCCCGGCACAUCAUUGAGAAUGCCAAGCAGGAUGUUGAUGAUGAGUACGGCGUGUCCCAGGCCCUCGCUCGCGGCCUACAGUCCUAUUACGCAGUGGCCCAUGCCGUCACUGAGAGAGUGGACAAGCAGUCGGCGCUCAUGGUCAACGGCGUUCUGAAGCAGUACCAGAUCAAAGGCCUGGAGUGGCUCGUGUCGCUGUACAACAACAACCUGAACGGCAUCCUGGCCGACGAGAUGGGCCUGGGGAAGACCAUCCAGACCAUCGCCCUCAUCACGUACCUCAUGGAGCACAAGCGCAUCAACGGGCCCUUCCUCAUCAUAGUGCCUCUCUCGACGCUGUCAAACUGGGCGUAUGAGUUUGACAAGUGGGCGCCCUCCGUGGUGAAGGUGUCCUACAAGGGCUCUCCGGCAGCCAGACGCGCCUUCGUCCCGCAGCUGCGCAGCGGCAAGUUCAACGUGCUGCUCACGACCUAUGAGUACAUCAUCAAAGACAAGCACAUCCUUGCCAAGAUCCGCUGGAAGUACAUGAUCGUGGACGAGGGCCACCGCAUGAAGAACCACCACUGCAAGCUGACGCAGGUCCUCAACACGCACUACGUGGCCCCGCGCCGCCUGCUGCUGACGGGCACGCCGCUGCAGAACAAGCUGCCCGAGCUCUGGGCGCUCCUCAACUUCCUGCUGCCCACCAUCUUCAAGAGCUGCAGCACCUUCGAGCAGUGGUUCAACGCGCCCUUUGCCAUGACCGGGGAGAAGGUGGACCUGAACGAGGAGGAAACCAUCCUCAUCAUCCGGCGCCUCCACAAAGUGCUGCGGCCCUUCCUGCUCCGGCGGCUCAAGAAGGAAGUCGAGGCUCAGCUGCCUGAAAAGGUGGAGUACGUCAUCAAGUGUGACAUGUCGGCGCUGCAGCGUGUGCUCUACCGGCACAUGCAGGCCAAGGGCGUGCUGCUGACUGAUGGCUCCGAGAAGGACAAGAAGGGCAAGGGCGGCACCAAGACCCUGAUGAACACCAUCAUGCAGCUGAGGAAGAUCUGCAACCACCCCUACAUGUUCCAGCACAUCGAGGAGUCCUUUUCUGAGCACUUGGGGUUUACCGGCGGCAUCGUCCAAGGGCUGGACCUGUACCGAGCCUCGGGGAAGUUUGAGCUGCUCGACAGAAUUCUCCCGAAACUCCGUGCCACCAGCCACAAAGUGCUGCUCUUCUGUCAGAUGACCUCCCUCAUGACGAUCAUGGAAGAUUACUUCGCGUAUCGCGGCUUUAAAUACCUCAGGCUCGAUGGCACCACGAAGGCGGAGGACCGGGGCAUGCUGCUGAAGACCUUCAAUGAGCCGGGCUCCGAGUACUUCAUCUUCCUGCUCAGCACGCGCGCCGGCGGGCUCGGCCUCAACCUCCAGUCGGCCGACACUGUGAUCAUCUUCGACAGCGACUGGAACCCCCACCAGGACCUGCAGGCGCAGGACCGCGCCCACCGCAUAGGGCAGCAGAACGAGGUGCGCGUGCUACGGCUCUGCACCGUCAACAGCGUGGAGGAGAAGAUCCUGGCCGCCGCCAAGUACAAGCUCAACGUCGACCAGAAGGUGAUCCAGGCCGGCAUGUUCGACCAGAAGUCCUCCAGCCACGAGCGGCGUGCCUUCCUGCAGGCCAUUCUCGAGCACGAGGAGCAGGACGAGAGCAGACAGUGCAGCGCGGGCAGCGGCAGUGCCAGCCUCGCCCACACUGCCCCUCCGCCGGCGGGCGUCAACCCCGACCUGGAGGAGCCACCUCUAAAGGAAGAAGACGAGGUGCCGGACGACGAGACGGUGAACCAGAUGAUCGCCCGGCACGAGGAGGAGUUCGACCUCUUCAUGCGCAUGGACCUGGACCGCAGGCGUGAGGAGGCGCGCAACCCCAAGCGGAAGCCGCGCCUGAUGGAGGAGGACGAGCUGCCCUCGUGGAUCAUCAAGGACGACGCCGAGGUGGAGCGGCUGACCUGCGAGGAGGAGGAGGAGAAGAUGUUUGGCCGUGGCUCCCGCCACCGCAAGGAGGUGGACUACAGCGACUCGCUGACCGAGAAGCAGUGGCUCAAGGCCAUCGAGGAGGGCACGCUGGAGGAGAUCGAAGAGGAGGUCCGGCAGAAGAAGUCGUCGCGGAAGCGCAAGCGGGACAGUGACGCCGGCUCCUCCACCCCGACCACCAGCACCCGCAGCCGCGACAAGGACGACGAGAGCAAGAAGCAGAAGAAACGUGGGCGGCCGCCUGCCGAGAAGCUCUCCCCGAACCCACCCAACCUCACCAAGAAGAUGAAGAAGAUCGUGGACGCCGUGAUCAAGUACAAGGACAGUAGCAGUGGACGCCAGCUCAGCGAGGUCUUCAUCCAGCUGCCAUCCCGCAAGGAGCUGCCCGAGUACUACGAGCUCAUCCGCAAGCCCGUGGACUUCAAGAAGAUAAAGGAACGCAUCCGCAACCACAAGUACCGCAGCCUCAACGACCUGGAGAAGGACGUCAUGCUGCUCUGCCAGAACGCGCAGACCUUCAACCUGGAGGGCUCCCUGAUCUAUGAAGACUCCAUCGUCCUGCAGUCCGUGUUCACCAGCGUGCGGCAGAAAAUCGAGAAGGAGGAUGACAGCGAAGGCGAGGAGAGUGAGGAGGAGGAGGAGGGCGAGGAGGAAGGCUCCGAGUCCGAGUCCCGCUCGGUCAAGGUGAAGAUCAAGCUCGGCCGGAAGGAGAAGGCGCAGGACCGGCUGAAGGGGGCCCGGCGGCGGCCGAGCCGAGGGUCCCGGGCCAAGCCGGUGGUGAGCGAUGACGACAGUGAGGAGGAGCAGGAGGAGGACCGCUCAGGAAGUGGCAGCGAGGAAGACUGAGCGCCGACAUUCCAGUCUCGACCGCGAGCCCGUCGCUCCGGGGCCGAGGCGGCAUAGCCAGUAGCAGUAACGGGUAGCAGCAGAGGUAGUUUCCGCCCGGGGUAAAGUGUAUAAACACAAAUCUUCCAUAUUUAUACGGCAGAGAAGACUAGGACUGUUUGUGUCCGGCCCUGUCCCGGCCUUGCUCGCGCGUGUCACGCAUUAAGUGUUUGAACGAGAGACAGAACCGUGCGGGGCCCACGCGACGCCUGUUUUCCUUGUCCUUCCCUGGCAGUGCUGAUGCGGCCGCAGUUUGGGGUCACUGUAGUUGAAGCCGUGGAUGCAUGUCUAUAGCCGUCCACUCCUCGUACUGUAUUUUUUUGGACAGGUCACACUCGCCGGGGCCCGGGCGCCACAGGCCCGGCGGGCUAUGUCAAUGUCACUGGAUGUCAAACAGUAAUAAAUUAAACCGACAGCAAAACUCA
Equus quagga is the source of this 5676-nucleotide messenger RNA. It is a transcript of the gene SMARCA4, whose product is annotated as SWI/SNF related, matrix associated, actin dependent regulator of chromatin, subfamily a, member 4. NCBI's taxonomy places the organism in Eukaryota, Metazoa, Chordata, Mammalia, Perissodactyla, Equidae. Gene Ontology annotation, molecular function: histone binding; transcription factor binding; ATP-dependent chromatin remodeler activity. Gene Ontology annotation, biological process: positive regulation of transcription by RNA polymerase II. The record is from RefSeq and is a predicted model, not a curated record. Gene Ontology annotation, cellular component: nucleus.